Molecule: messenger RNA, 7034 nt
Organism: Phyllopteryx taeniolatus (common seadragon)
Lineage: Eukaryota; Metazoa; Chordata; Actinopteri; Syngnathiformes; Syngnathidae
Gene: adgrl3.1
Product: adhesion G protein-coupled receptor L3.1
Exons: 26
Coding region: 480-5210 (1576 amino acids)
Biological process (GO): brain development; adenylate cyclase-activating G protein-coupled receptor signaling pathway; cell surface receptor signaling pathway
Cellular component (GO): cell-cell junction; glutamatergic synapse; axon
Molecular function (GO): G protein-coupled receptor activity; carbohydrate binding
Source: RefSeq, a predicted model, not a curated record
CGUCCGCAAGUGAGUUGACGGCGCUUGUGGAGAAAAGUCAGACAAGGGGAUAAAGGCGUCAGGGCAACGGAUAGAGAUAGAGAGGAGAGGAGAGAGGGAGAGAGGGAGGGAGAGAGAGGGAGGACGGGAGGAGACAAGGCGGAAAGAAAUACGCCUCUCUCCUCCUUCUCCUGCACACUCCAGCGGACUUGCAUCCGUCCAUCGUCUUGCGUGGCUCGGGAUAGCAAGCGCGCUCUUUUUGCGCAUUUUCAUUUUCAUCCGAGGACUGUACGGGAGAGGGCUCGAUUCGGGCUCCGGAUGUGUUCGGAUGCGCGCCCGCCAGUGACACGGACUUGGACGUCCAGCUGCCAGUGAGAUGUGAUUCCCUGGGCAUUCAUAUCACUUUGACAAAGCAAAGUGUGCUAUAAAAGGCCCGUGUGCAAUAAAGUUGUGAGAAGCAGGAAAUACAUCCUCCUCGACUUCCGGGCCAAGCGAACGUCAUGUGGACCAGAUGCCUCCUCUUCCUCUCGACCUUGUUUGCUCCCACUACUAUCGCCUCCAGCCGCGCGCCCAUCCCCAUGGCGGUGGUGCGCCGGGAGCUGUCUUGCGAGUCCUACCCCAUCGAACUCCGCUGCCCGGGCACGGACGUCAUCAUGAUCGAGAGCGCCAACUACGGCCGCACGGACGACAAGAUCUGCGACUCGGACCCGGCGCAGAUGGAGAACACUCGCUGCUAUUUGCCCGACGCCUACAAGAUCAUGUCGCUCAGAUGCAACAACCGAACCCAGUGCGCCGUGGUGGCCGGCCCAGAUGUUUUCCCGGAUCCGUGUCCCGGAACAUACAAGUACCUGGAGGUCCAGUACGAAUGUGUUCCUUACAAGGUCGAACAAAAAGUGUUUCUCUGCCCUGGAAUUCUGCGAGGCGUGUACCAAAGCGAACAUCUCUUUGAGUCCGACCACCAAUCUGGCGCUUGGUGCAAGGACCCACUGCAGGCCUCAGACAAGAUUUACUACAUGCCCUGGACACCGUACCGCACGGACACACUGACCGAGUACUCGUCCAAGGAAGACUUCAUCGCGGGCCGGCCGACCACGACGUACAAACUGCCGCAUCGCGUGGACGGCACCGGCUUUGUCGUCUACGACGGUGCGCUGUUCUUCAACAAAGAGCGCACGCGCAACAUCGUCAAGUUUGACCUCCGCACGCGCAUCAAAAGCGGUGAGGCCAUCAUCGCCAAUGCCAACUAUCACGACACCUCCCCUUACCGCUGGGGGGGCAAGUCAGACAUCGACUUGGCGGUGGACGAGAAUGGACUGUGGGUGAUCUACGCGACCGAGCAGAACAACGGGCGUGUCGUGGUGAGCCAGCUCAACCCUUACACCCUACGCAUCGAAGGCUCCUGGGACACCAGCUAUGACAAGCGCUCCGCUUCCAAUGCCUUCAUGAUCUGCGGCGUCCUGUACGUAGUCAAGACUGUCUAUGAAGACGACGACAACGAAGGGACGGGGAACAAGAUUGACUACAUGUACAACACGGACAAGAGCAAGGAGACCGGCGUAAACAUACCGUUCCCCAACUCGUAUCAGUACAUCGCUGCAGUGGAUUACAACCCGAGAGACAACCUCCUCUACGUGUGGAAUAACUAUCACGUGGUCAAGUACUCACUCGACUUCGGCAACAACGACUUCCGCCCGCCCGUGAUCCCGCCGAACAGAGGAGGCGGCGGCGCAGUCGGAGGGGGCUCCUCAUCCUCAACCGGUCGUUCUACCACCACUCGCUCUCCGCCCUACUACACUACCCCGCGUCCUCUCCUCACGACCUCCCCGGGUCAGCGUUACCGAACCACCACGACAGUUCGCCAGCCCGCCGUGAAUCCUGCCGGCGGUUCACCGUCCGACGCCAACCACAUCCCAGACAUCAACCGCAAAGCCGGGGAGCGCUACCCGCCGGUGCGGGCGCCCCCGGCGGCGCCGCAGCCCCCGGCUUUUCCUCCCCAGGACUUUUGUAGUCCGAGAGUGACGGCUGAUAUUUCGUGGCCCCGGACCCAGCAAGGCCAACUGGCCAAGCAGCCGUGCCCGGUUGGGACACUUGGCGUGGCCACGUACGUGUGCGUGGCCCGUUUGGGCUACUGGGAUCCUCGAGGUCCUGACCUCAGCAACUGCACGUCACCUUGGGUCAACCACAUCAUGCAGAAACUGCGGUCGGGCGAGACGGCGGCCAUUGUGGCCAGGGAGCUGGCGGAGCAGACCAAAGGGCUCCUGCGUCCUGGCGACGUGCCUUCCACGGUGCGGGCGAUGGCACAGCUGGUGGAGCUGCUUGACGUGCAGCUCAGGAACCUCACCCCCGGGGGCAAGGACAGCGCCGCCCGCAGCCUGACCAAGCUUCAGAAGAGAGAGAGGUCCUGCAGGUUUUUCACACAGGCCAUGGUGGAGACGGUGAAUAAUUUGCUGCAGCCGCGAGCCCAGACGGCGUGGAGAGAGCUGUCCACCGGCGAGCAGCUGCACUCGGCCACGCUGCUCCUCGACACGGUGGAGACCGGCGCUUUUAUGUUAGCUGACAACCUCCUCAAGACCGACACUGUGCAGGAGACGACUGACAACAUCCAGCUGGAAGUGGCUCGGCUCAGCACGGAUGGGAGCCUCACCGACUUGACAUUCCCUCAGUCUGAGCUACACGGAAACUCCAUCCAGCUGUCAGCCAGCACUCUCAAACAGCACGGCAGAAACGGUGAGAUAAGGAUGGCCUUCGUCCUCUACAGGAACCUGGGCUCCUAUCUUUCCACGGAGAACGCCACCGUCCGACUGAGCAGCGAGGCCGUCUACCCCAACUGUUCGGUCAUUGUCAACUCCCCCGUCAUCACGGCAUCCAUCAACAAGGAGAGCAACAAGGUCUACCUGUCGGAACCUGUCAUCUUCACCGUCAAACAUCUACAACAUUCCGAAGAGAACUUCAAUCCCAACUGUUCCUUCUGGAGUUACUCCAAGCGCACCAUGACAGGGUUUUGGUCCACGCAGGACUGUCGCCUGCUGGCCACCAAUCGCACCCACACCAGCUGCUCCUGCACUCACCUCACCAGCUUCGCCGUGCUCAUGGCCCACAUGGAGGUCAAGAAAGCAGACAGCAUUCACGACCUGCUCCUGGAUGUGAUCACCUGGGUGGGCAUCCUGCUGUCCCUGGUCUGCCUGCUCAUCUGCAUCUUCACCUUCUGCUUUUUCCGCGGACUGCAGAGCGACCGCAACACCAUCCAUAAGAACCUCUGCAUCAGCCUCUUCAUUGCUGAGUCGCUCUUCCUGGUCGGAAUCAACAGAGCAGACCAGCCGAUUGCCUGUGCAGUCUUUGCAGCCCUGCUCCAUUUCUUCUUCUUGGCAGCCUUCACCUGGAUGUUCCUGGAAGGGGUGCAGCUAUACAUCAUGCUGGUGGAGGUGUUUGAGAGCGAACACUCCCGCACUAAGUACUUCUACCUGGCAGGGUACGGCGUGCCUGCUGUCAUCGUGGCCGUCUCCGCCGCAGUGGACUACAGGAGUUACGGCACCGACCGAGUGUGCUGGCUGCGACUGGAUACAUACUUUAUCUGGAGCUUUAUAGGCCCUGCUACACUCAUCAUAAUGCUCAAUGUAAUCUUCCUUGGCAUCGCUCUUUAUAAGAUGUUCCACCAUACAGCCAUCCUCAAACCAGAUUCUGGAUGUCUGGACAACAUCAAGUCUUGGGUGAUUGGGGCCAUAGCCCUGCUAUGUCUGCUGGGCCUCACCUGGGCUUUUGGGCUGAUGUACAUCAAUGAAAGCACUGUCAUCAUGGCUUAUCUUUUCACCAUCUUCAACUCGCUGCAGGGCAUGUUCAUCUUCAUCUUCCACUGCAUUCUGCAGAAGAAGGUGCGUAAAGAGUACGGCAAGUGUCUGCGUACUCACUGCUGUAGCGGCAAAAGCGUGGAGACCUCCAUCUCCUCCUCCAAGACCACCACCUCUCGCACACCUGGUCGCUAUUCCACAGGCUCACAGGUGAGCUUACCUGCCUGCACACCUGGACGCUACAGCACAGCCGAAUCUCAGAGUCGAAUCAGGCGGAUGUGGAAUGACACAGUGAGGAAACAGGAGUCUUCCUUCAUCGCGGGGGACAUGAACAGCUCCGCCACGCUUAACAGAGGAACCAUGGCUAAUCAUCUUAUAACUAAUGCUCUCCUUCGUCCCCAUGGUACUAACAAUCCUUAUAACACUCUCCUGGGGGACUCUGCAGUCUAUAACAACCCUGCUGUGGGCAUGUACAACACCCAAGCAUCUUACCGAGACACAAAGGGCAUCCUGAACAACGCAAGAGACUCCAGUGUUAUGGACACACUCCCUCUGAAUGGUAACCACGGCAACAACUACAGCAUGGCCAGCAGCGAAUACUUGAGUGACUGUGUGCAAAUUUUAGACCGGAGCGGCGGCUACGGCACCCAUAGCAACCACCAAGAGACUACCUUGGAAAAAAAGAUCUUGAAGGAGCUCACCUCCAAUUACAUCCCCUCCUAUCUCAACAACCACGAGAGGGUCACCAGCGAGCGCAGUCACAACUUGAUGAACAAACUGGUCAACAGUAGCAUGGCCAACGGAGGGAGCAUGGCAGGAGGUAGCAGUAGCUCCAGUAGCAGCGGCGUCAGCGGCUGCAUGGGCAACAGCAAAGAGGACGGAGGCCCCAUGGUGCUGGACAACCCUUCAGCCUUCCCCCACGAGGAGAACCUGGGUCUGGAGAUAAUCCGAGAGGAAUCCAACGCGCCCCUCCUGCCGCCGCGCCCCCCUCCGCCCGACAGUCACCCGCCGCCGCCUCCGCCACACAGCUACUCGAGGCCACGCCGAAUCCCGCAGGAGACCAGCGAGAGCUUCUUCCCGCUGCUGACCAAUGAGCACACUGACGAGCACACGCACUCGCCCAACCACAGAGACUCGCUGUACACCAGCAUGCCGGUUCUCACGGACGUUCCGGACGGCCAGAUGAACGGUUUAACAGACGGUGAGGAAGACUGCUCUGGCGAACUGCAGCCCUGUAAGAGCGCCACGGCUCCCGAGUUAGAUGACGUCUACUACAAGAGCAUGCCCAACCUGGGUUCCCGGAACCACCUUCACGAGCUGCAGAGCUAUUACCACAUGGGCCGUGGAGGUAGCGACGGAUACAUGGUGUCCGGCAGCAAGGAGGAGUCCGACUCGUCGCCCGAGGAGCCCCCUGUAGACCCUUCCCACCUGGUCACCAGUCUAUAGAGCCCACCAAGAGACUCCUAUCCCUCCCUGAGCCCACUCUCACAACCUUCCACUUGUGUGUUGUCAACUGACAGGCCGACCAGGUCCGCCCCUGGACUGAGUCGUGCGUGUAACGUGUACGGUUCAGGACAAUACGGGGGCUGAAUGUAUUGUCACGCUGGGAGACACUUUGUGAAUAUCAAACAGGAGCAGAACCUAGAACAUGGAAGGGUGAGAAGUGGGGAGGGAUCUGUAAUUUCUAUGUGCUUAAUUGGAAUCUUGGAUUAGACAUGAAAGUCUUCUAAUGUGGACCUCCAGCAUAUCGUAUAGUCUCCACUACUACAACAACUGAGGUUGACCCCAACCCCCGACAGCCGUCCUCCCAGUGAAAGGAAUCAUCCAUGCAUCCGUAGGUCGCUGCCACUUCAAAGAUACAUUCUUGCGUGAUGGCAAAGGACAAAGCCACAACAUGAACGGGCUAGGCCUCGUCACACGACCUGCCAAUCAACUGGGGGACAUACCAUCAAAGAAAAAAAAAAAAAAAGAAAAAUAGCAACCAAACUGUACCCAUAUGUUUUCUGAUGUUCUCAAUUCUCUUCCUGUUCAUAUCUGCUCAACGGGAGUCGUGUCCAGGCUGGUGUCAUUUGUUCCUUCCUGCGAGUUCUAGUGAUUGCGGCUGCUGUUUAUUCCGCUCAUAAUAAAGAAAAGAGCUUGUAAAUCCAAGAGACUAUAGGUUCAAAAAAAAAAAAAAAAAAAAGAAUGGGUGUGAGAAUGGGUUGUUUCUUCUCCUUUUUUUCUGUACAAGUCUUCAGUUAUCGAUGAAAUGAUGAAAUAAUCAAAUUAUUUCUAUGUAUUGUAUAGAAUACACAGACAAAUGUUGCAUAUGACCAAUUCUUAUUUGUCAGUUGUCUGUGGAACUUUUCGGAACUGUUUCCUUUGGUUCUGGUCACGUACGGACGACAGAACGGAUAAGGAACAAUCUUUCAUCGAGACAGUUUCGCACUCUGACUAAUAUGCAUUUACCCUACGCACACUUCUUUCUGGUCCUUUUAUAGUGACACCAUGCUAACAUUUUGCAAAUUGUUAUAUAUUUUACACUGUGUAAUUAAAAGGGGAAAAAAGGAGGGGGUUACCAUGGGAACGCUUUUACUGGACGUGGAGUCUUCAGACAAUUUUGUUUUCAUUUAAUAAUGCAUUUCCUUCGUUUAGGCACAAGGGGGGACAUUGGGGGCACCUGGGUGAGAAAGACACACCAGGUAUUUUCGAGCAACUUAUAUAUGAAGCAUAUCGGUUUUAUUGCCAAAUAUUCUAGCAUUUGACAUAACCUAGCUGUACCGGUCGACAUGUCAUUGUACGGAACAAAUGUUGGGAACAAAUGUCCUUCUCCAAAGUAAAAACCAGAAAGAAAUGCCAAUUUUUGUUUUUUACAACAUUGAUAUGUACUGAAAGAACUCUCUGCACACUGCAGCACUGUCUAAUGUCAAAGCCAAUGUUUACUUAUUUAGGAGGGAAAUUUCAAGUGUAUUAAGAGUAGCUUGCACGUUUCCCACAAGCCCCUUCCAAGUUCCCCAAGAGAGAAAUUAUUUAUUUAUCUGUUUAUCGGUUGAAAGAAAGCAAAAACAAGCUUGGAGGAAAGAGAGCUGACUUUAUGGAGGAGUAAAUAGAGUGGCACUAGGUGGUUCUUUUUUUUUUUUUUUUUUUAAAUUAUUACGAUCAUGUUGAUUAUUACGAUAUUAUUGCUGAUUAUUUAUUCUUUUUGUAUGGGUUCCAAGUUGAAUGAUCUCAUAACUAAUAUUUGUUGUAACAGUGAAAGUUGUUUGCCAACAAAUAAAUUACUUACAUAGC